GGAGGAUCUGACAAUCGGGUGAUUCAUUGGGAACUAGAGAAUAAUCAGGUUUUAAAAUCAGUCCGUCUCCAAGGCCAUGAAGGACCUGUUUGUGCUGUGCACGCUAUUUACCAGAGUGGGCCAUCCGAAGGGGAGCAGCAUGCGCUGAUAGCUUCUGCAGCUUCAGAUUCUACUGUGCGAAUCUGGUCUAAAAAGGGGUCUGAAGUCAAAUACCUUCAGACCUUGAGCUUCAGGGAUGGAUUCGUUCUUUCUGUCUGCCUGGCUAUUUUGCCUGGUACUAAUGUGCCAGUAUUAGCAUGUGGUGAUGAUGACUGCAGAAUUCACUUAUAUAUUCAACAGGAUGACCAGUUUCAGAAAGCUCUUUCUCUCUGCGGACACGAGGACUGGAUAAGAGGCGUGGAAUGGGCAACCUUUGGUAGAGACCUUUUCCUAGCAAGCUGCUCACAGGACUGCCUAAUAAGAAUAUGGAGACUGUAUAUGAAACCAGCAUCUUUCGAAACCAAGGAUGGUAGUUUAAGGCUGAAGGAAAACACGUUCACUAUAAAGGAUGGCGGUGUUAGAACAACGGUUGCGGUUACCCUGGAGACAGUGCUGGCUGGACACGAAAACUGGGUAAACGCAGUUCAUUGGCAGCCUUCAUUUUACAAAGGUAGGAGGACAACCGACAGCUCUUGCCUCAUUACAUGUAACGGGGAUUGCUUUGAGGGGAACUAAAGUUCAUAAAAGUGAGGCGUCUUGACCUGUGUAAUCGGUGUACUGACGUCUGGCCGGCUGCUGCAAGGUGCUAACACUGCCAUCCUACUGGCUCUGUUUCUUUAAAGUUUCUGUGGGAUUCGGGAGUGUAAGGAAAAUUGACUCAAGCCAACCUCACUGGAACCUUUACUCUUGAUAAUGUGGAGGGGGUGACACUGAGAGGCAGUACGUAGGAAAACAACGCUUUUCCCUUCUGUCUUUUGCCCUUCCUCUCUGUGUAUGAGGGGCAGGGUAUCAUGCUGAGGCUGAUGCUGCUGUAAAGCUGAGGAAGGCGCAGGCUGGUUCUUUGACCCAGGAAAAGCAAUCACUAAUGUCCAGGUGGUCAGCACUCAGCUCUUAGAUGGUGUUCUGCAGCAGCCAGUGAGACUGCUGUCUGCCUCCAUGGACAAAACCAUGAUUCUCUGGGCUCCAGAUGAAGAGUCAGGGGUUUGGUUAGAACAGGUCCGAGUAGGUGAAGUAGGUGGAAAUACCCUGGGGUUUUAUGAUUGCCAGUUCGGUGAAAAUGGCACCAUGAUCAUCGCUCAUGCAUUCCACGGAGCACUGCACCUUUGGAAACAGAGUACCGUAAACCCAAGGCAGUGGGCUCCAGAGAUUGUCAUUUCAGGUCACUUCGAUGGCGUCCAAGACCUGAUGUGGGAUCCAGAGGGAGAGUUCAUCAUCACUACCAGCACCGAUCAGACCACUCGCCUUUUCGCUCCAUGGAAGAAGAAGGACCAGAAGGACCGAUCACAGGUCACUUGGCAUGAGAUCGCAAGGCCUCAGAUACAUGGAUACAACAUCAAGUGUUUGGCGAUGAUUGAUCGGUUUCAGUUUGUGUCUGGAGCAGACGAGAAAGUUCUUCGUGUUUUUUCUGCUCCUCGGAAUUUUGUGGAAAAUUUUAGUGUCAUUUCCAGACAGUCACUAAGUCACAUGCUCUGUGAUGACCAAGAUCUUCCAGAAGGAGCCACUGUUCCUGCAUUAGGGCUGUCAAAUAAAGCUCUCUUUCAGGGAGACAUAGCCUCUCAGCCCUUUGAGGAGGAUGAACUCAUAAGCCCUGCCUUUGGGUCUCCCCAGGUGACCUUUCAGCCCGCUGUCCUUAAUGAACCUCCCACUGAGGAUCACCUUCUGCAGAACACCCUGUGGCCUGAGAUUCAGAAACUGUACGGACAUGGCUAUGAGAUAGUUUGUGUGGCCUGUAACAAUUCCAAGACUCUACUUGCCUCUGCUUGUAAGGCAUCUCAGAAGGAGCACGCAGCUAUCAUUCUUUGGAGCACGGCAUCUUGGAAACAAGUGCAGAGUCUUGCUUUCCACACUCUGACUGUCACACAGAUGACAUUCUCACCUGAUGACAAGUUCUUACUGGCUGUUUCCAGAGAUCGAACCUGGUCUUUGUGGAAGAGACAGGAUGCGACUUCCUCGGAGUUUGAUCCAUUUUUUAGUCUCUUUGCAUUCACCAACAAAAUUACUUCUGUGCAUAGUAGAAUCAUUUGGUCUUGUGACUGGAGUCCUGAUAACAAGUACUUCUUCACUGGAAGUCGAGACAAAAAGGUGGUUGUCUGGGGCGAGUGUAAGUCCAGCCAUAACCCCAUGGAGCACCCGAUCCGUCCCUGCUCCUCGAUCCUGGAUGUGGGCAGUUCUGUGACAGCUGUCAGUGUCUGCCCUGUGCUUAACCCAGCCCAGAGAUACAUUGUUGCAAUUGGAUUAGAGAGUGGGAAGAUUUGUAUAUACUCCUGGAACAAGACCAACCAAGAAAUCAAUGACUGGACCAGCUGUGUAGAAACAAAUCCAAGCCAGAGUCACAGCCUGGGUAUCAGAAGGUUAUGCUGGAAGAGCUGCAGCGAUGACGACGACGAUGAUGACGAUGACGACACCGAGCAGAGUGAAGAGGGGCCGGAGUGGUUGCAUUUUGCAAGCUGUGGCGAGGACCAUACCGUGAAGAUUUACAGGGUUAACAGACGCGCACUGUGAAGACUUGACUGCACCCUCCCCAUCUUGAUUGUCUUAAGUGUUUGUUAUGUAAAUAGAUCCCCUUUCUUUACCUUCGUGAUUGAUUGAGUUUCCCUGUCUACUAUGUGUUGAAGCCCAUGGAUGCUCCCCCUUGUCAUAUGGUAUAUAUAUAACCACCCUGAACCUUACCCAUGCUGUCAAAGAUGCCUGGAUGUACCUCUGUGCGUUCCAAAUUAAGAACAUUUUUUAAAUUUGUGCCCAA
Mus musculus (house mouse) is the source of this 2941-nucleotide messenger RNA. It is a transcript of the gene Elp2, whose product is annotated as elongator acetyltransferase complex subunit 2. The transcript is spliced from 20 exons. Gene Ontology annotation, cellular component: nucleoplasm; transcription elongation factor complex; cytosol. Lineage: Eukaryota; Metazoa; Chordata; Mammalia; Rodentia; Muridae. The record is from RefSeq and is a predicted model, not a curated record. Gene Ontology annotation, biological process: tRNA wobble uridine modification. Bases 1135 to 2700 code for a protein of 521 amino acids. Gene Ontology annotation, molecular function: RNA polymerase II complex binding.